CCCAGUGUGUCUACAUUACAUCGCACCCCACUUUCUAUAUGUAUAUAAACUAUAUUUUUGUGCUGGAUACGGGACAUUUAUUUUGAUACCUUGCCUGCGCUGAGCCGUUUUGAAAACCGAAAGUAAUCAUCUUAUUGUUGCUUAUUGUUGCUAGCUUCACGGAACUCCUUCGACAGCUCUGAUAUAUAGAGCUCAGCAUUACUUACCACAAGGGCAGGAGUAGCCCAUACAUAAUGUUUGCUGGUCGUCUUCGAUUUGAAAGGCAACUCUGACACACCUUAUUCCCUCAGUGUACACAUAGACUUGCAUGGUAGGAGACAAAGAAACAGUCGGGCUAAACGCUAGCAUACAUUUAGUAUUUCCACUACCCUCGUCAAGCUGGUCAGAAUUCACCGGAUCCGAAAACAAUAUACGUUUGAUUUCGAUUUAUGGAUUUUACCGAUCGGGAGAAUUUGGCUAGGCAAAACUGUCAGUCUAAACUGGUAUUGCUUUGUCACUGCCGGCGGCUUUGCCAAGAAGACUCCUCAUAAAGAAAAAAAAACAAUGGACUGCUUCGUGAGAUGGGCAGCAGUGUGGAGUAGUGGUUAGGGCUCUGGACUCUUGACCAGAGGGUCGUGGGUUCAAUCCUAAGUGGGGGACACUGCUGCUGUACCCUUGAACAAGGUUCUUGAGGAAAAGGAAAAAAGUGCUCCUGUUUUCCCCAGUGCUUGUCUUGGUGGCUUUGUAUGGACCCUUAUCUGUCAGGUAUAUUGAGGGCCUGAUUCCCAUGGAAAAGUGCCAGUUACCUCCUGGCUCUCAGCUCAGGCCUGGGAACCAUGUGGACAACUCCCUGGAUCUCUGGUCCAGGACUGAUGUGCAAACGUGCACUUACUGGAGGGCGCCAGUCAUAUGGGAUGGAAUGUUCAACCCACAGCACUAUGAUGAAGUUUAUAGGAGGCAGAACGUCACUGUUGCUCUCACAGUGUUUGCUGUUGGAAGGUACCUGGACAUCUACCUUGAGAAGUUCCUCUCCUCAGCUGAGCAGCACUUCAUGGUGGGUCAAAGGGUCAUCUACUACGUGUUCACAGACGACCCUGACAGGGUUCCGCAGGUCAAGCUGUCGGCCGGCCGGAGUGUGACAGUCAUCACGGUCCUCCGGCACAGCCGCUGGCAGGACGUCUCCAUGCUGCGCAUGAAGACCAUCGCAGACACCAUCGACUCCCUCAUCCGCCACCAGGCCCAGUACGUUUUCUGCCUGGAUGUGGACCAGGAGUUUGUGGGCCGCUUUGGCACAGAGGCUCUGGGUGACUUGGUCGCUCUGUUCCACUCCUACUAUUACCACAGGCCCAACUUCUUCUACCCGUUGGACCAUAACCCCAAGUCUGCGGCUUAUGUAGAGCAAGGAGACAUGUAUUAUCACGCGGCCGUCUUUGGGGGCACGUGGCAGCAGGUGAAGACCCUGACGCAGAGCUGCUACUUGGCCAUCAUGCAGGACAAGAACAACCAGGUGGAGGCACUGUGGCACGACGAGAGCCAUCUCAACAAGUACUUCUGGCUCCACAAGCCCACCAAGGUCCUCUCCCCUGAGUACUGCUGGGCCUCUGCCAUUGGCUACCGUAGCGACAUCCACGUGGUGCGCCUGGUUUGGGCUGAGAAGCAGUACAGCUUUGUUAGGCAGUAGCUACAGAGUGGGACUGGGAGGAAGGCUGGACCUUGUUAUAUCCACUGGAGUUGGGGAUUCCUGGACUAUACAACUCAGGGACUGAAAGCAGAGUGAAUGUAUUUAGUUUCUUUGUAUUUCUUAAUUUAGCCCUAUUGAGUGUUUUGUAUGGAUGAUUUUCAGUUUAUGAAGAGAUUAUAUUGUUUGAUCACUGAAAUGAUCUAGUUCAUGCUUUGAACAUAAAAUAAAAAUGAAUUGUGUUCCUCGUUUUUAUGAA
Messenger RNA from Acipenser ruthenus (sterlet), 1916 nucleotides. RefSeq names its product alpha-1,3-galactosyltransferase 2-like. Gene Ontology annotation, biological process: carbohydrate metabolic process. Gene Ontology annotation, cellular component: Golgi apparatus; membrane; vesicle. The record is from RefSeq and is a predicted model, not a curated record. NCBI's taxonomy places the organism in Eukaryota, Metazoa, Chordata, Actinopteri, Acipenseriformes, Acipenseridae. Gene Ontology annotation, molecular function: hexosyltransferase activity. Bases 767 to 1660 code for a protein of 297 amino acids. The transcript has 6 exons.